This is a messenger RNA of Anolis sagrei ordinatus, 895 nucleotides long. It is a transcript of the gene NOL7, whose product is annotated as nucleolar protein 7. Gene Ontology annotation, molecular function: RNA binding. Gene Ontology annotation, cellular component: nucleus; nucleolus. The record is from RefSeq and is a predicted model, not a curated record. Lineage: Eukaryota; Metazoa; Chordata; Lepidosauria; Squamata; Anolidae.
GCUCUGUUUCCGGGUCAGCCGGAAGCGGGUUGAGAAAGAUGGCGGCGCGGAGGACUCGUGCGUCGGCCAGGAAAGUUGUGGAAGAGGAGGCUGAGGCCAAGGCCGUUUCCCGGGCGACGGGGUCGUCCUCGGAGGAGGAAGAGGACAGCAGCGAGGAGGCGCCCGAGGAGGUGGCCUUCGUGAGCGCGCGGGAAGCGGCCGAGGAAGAGCGACGCGCGGCGGCAGAGCGCCAUCGCAGAGAAAAGGCUAUCAUAAAAGAAAAGAGAAGACAAAGAGAAGAAUUGUUUAAGGAACAAAAGAAAAGAAAGCUGCUUCCUGCCAGUGUAUUAGAAGAGUUGGCAUCAUCCGCACAGAAAAGUAAAGAGCAGCUGCCCGAUAAAACACAUCAAGAUCAGACUGCUGAAAACAAGUUUGAAAGUGAACAUGACUCUGAAAGUGAAAAUGAGAAAGAAGACACAAAUGAAGACAGUGAAAAGGAAAUACUGCAAACUAGGCUCCAAGAAAGUUACAAGGCAGUGCGAUUAAAAGAUGAGAGUUUAACGAACAGACAACAACAAGCGGCCAAAAACUUUAUACAAAGCCAUCUGUAUGGAGCAGGCUCUAACAGAACUACUGCAAACCAGUAUUUUUCUGUUGAAAACAAGAAAAGUAAAGUUAAAAAAGCUGCCAUCCAGUUUGUGAACAACUCCUGGGGUGAAGUGAAGAAGCAAAAAGCUAAGCAAUUUACAAAACGCUGGGUAUCUUCAAAAAUAAUCCCGAAACCUUAACAGCAUUUUGACCAAUAACUUAUAGAACACCACCAGAGAAGCGAGCAUAUGGAUUUUAGAUAUUGUGCAAAACUUGUUGAAUAGAUCUGUUACAUUUCUGUAACUUUGUACAAAUGUUAUAUUCAAAC